Molecule: messenger RNA, 4624 nt
Organism: Columba livia (rock pigeon)
Lineage: Eukaryota; Metazoa; Chordata; Aves; Columbiformes; Columbidae
Gene: GOLPH3
Product: golgi phosphoprotein 3
Exons: 4
Coding region: 257-1141 (294 amino acids)
Biological process (GO): Golgi organization; retrograde vesicle-mediated transport, Golgi to endoplasmic reticulum; Golgi to plasma membrane protein transport
Cellular component (GO): cytosol; Golgi cisterna; trans-Golgi network
Molecular function (GO): phosphatidylinositol-4-phosphate binding
Source: RefSeq, a predicted model, not a curated record
CCGCUGACAUCAGCCCGCGCCGCCAUAUUGGAGGAGAAGCAGCCUCUGCCAGCUCGGCCGCCGCAGGGGGGACGCCAGCCCCCGCUGCCUCCGCCUCCCGCGCCGCGGCCGAGCCCCGCUUCCCAUGACUCCCCUCGGCCGGCCGCUGCCCCGGUGCGGUUAGGGCGGACGCUGGAGCGGCGCCUGUCCCUUCUCCUUCCCCUUCCCGAGCUGUCUCCGAGCCCCUCUCCCCGCGGCCCUCCCGCAUCUCCCAGCCAUGACUUCCCUGACCCAGCGCAGCUCCGGCCUGGUGCAGCGCCGGACCGAGGCCUCCCGCAGCGCCGCCGCCGACAAGGAGCGGGGAGCGGGGGGCGGCUCGGACGAUGAAGGCCGCCGGGACGAGUCCGGCGACGACGAGAAGGGGGACUCCAAGGAAACACGGCUCACCCUCAUGGAGGAGGUGCUGCUCCUGGGCCUGAAGGACCGUGAGGGUUACACAUCAUUCUGGAAUGAUUGCAUCUCCUCAGGAUUGCGUGGCUGUAUGUUAAUUGAAUUGGCAUUGCGAGGGCGUCUUCAGCUAGAGGCUUGUGGAAUGAGGCGCAAAAGUCUGUUAACAAGAAAGGUGAUUUGCAAGUCAGAUGCUCCCACAGGGGAUGUUCUGCUUGAUGAAGCUCUGAAACACAUAAAAGAGACCCAACCUCCUGAAACAGUACAAAAUUGGAUUGAACUGCUUAGUGGUGAAACAUGGAACCCAUUGAAGUUGCACUACCAACUACGAAAUGUCCGUGAACGGUUAGCUAAAAAUCUAGUGGAAAAAGGUGUACUGACAACAGAGAAACAGAACUUCCUUCUUUUUGACAUGACUACGCACCCUCUCACCAACAACAAUAUCAAGCAGCGCCUCAUCAAGAAGGUUCAGGAAGCAGUUCUUGACAAGUGGGUGAAUGACCCUCACCGUAUGGACAAGCGCUUGCUGGCACUGGUUUAUUUAGCCCAUGCUUCAGAUGUUCUGGAGAACGCUUUUGCGCCUCUUUUGGAUGAGCAGUAUGAUUUAGCCACAAAGAGAGUGCGGCAGCUUCUGGAUUUAGACCCUGAGGUUGAAUGUAUGAAAGCCAACACGAAUGAGGUUCUGUGGGCUGUUGUAGCAGCUUUCACAAAAUAACUGCAUUCAGACUGAAGUGUUCUCCUUUCAUGUAAACCAGUUGUUUCUCUUCUAUUGACUAUUCAUGUUUUUCUGUAAUUUGUACCUUCUUACAUGAUGAAUCGGCGCUUGUUUGAUGGGAAUUAUAAGUGGCGUAUUCCCUCCUUCUCUGUGUAUCUGUAUACAGCAUUCUCCUGGUACAAGAGACCUUCCUGUUUAAAAACAACAGAAAAAAGUUUUACUGCCAUAUUGGCAUUCCAUUUCCUAUUCAGUUUGAGUUAUCUGAAAUACUUUGUUUAAUCUAUUUUUCAUCUCACUGUUAUUGAAGUGGUUUAACAUGGAAAGAACCUCAAGGAGAAAAUGUGCAUGCAGUUGGGACCACUAGUCUCAGCCGACACAGAUGUGCGCAUGCAUCAAUACUUCUGCAGUACAAUUCAUAACAGAUUUAAAAGGGCCUUUUAAAAUCACCAAAGCUACAUGUUGGAAGUGUCUGUCAGGACAUUUUAUACACAGAUGUUGUUUCAAUUAUAUCUAACAGAAUUACUUAAAAAGCAAAAAUGCCAUUAAGCAGCUUUGUCAAUAGUUCCCGUAAAAUGCCCCGUAAAUUUUACUUUCCAUGCAAGUUUCUUGUGUACUUAUAUUUUCAUUAGAACAAUAGCUGAGUCAUAAGGCUAGUAUAGAAAGGUCCAAUUGUUUCAUAAACCAGUUUUGGGAUGGAAUACAUUCCAUUAUACUGUAUAUAUAGUUCAAAUUGUAUAUUAACAAUACAUCCCCAUCUUAGUAUUUUGCAAGAUCUACUUAGUUGUACACCUGGUGCCCCUUAUUUGCUGUCAGCCAUUGCCAUUCGAUGGAAAGAAAGGCGUCCUGUAACAAGCAUGUAUGUGAAAGCUGCUGUGUUCCCAGUGUCCACAGAGUUUGCCAUCCAGGUAUUCUCAGUCUAUGCAUUGCCUUUGGUAAUUAGUGUACAAAAAGAGACUACUUUCUAGCAUUGUUUAUAGUGUUUCCGCACCCCCCUCUUUAUGGAAGAGGCUUGUGACCAGUACAAUUCUUAGGUGCAGUUUUUAAUUUUGUACACAAAUUAAUGGUUGUCUCCUAAACCUUAUGAUCUGUUUUACACCUUAAAAACCAAAAGUCAGUCCUAGCAGGUGUUGCAUGUAAAUGGUUAGCAAGUAAUGACUGCAGUUCAGAAGACUAAAAUUUCUGUAAUGGGACACUGCUAUAUUUCAAUUUUUUACAUACAAUUAUGCUGAUUAGCACACUAUUGUAAAAAUUAUAUAAAGAACUUGAGCUUUUUAAGAUUUAUUGCCUCUUUGCCAUUGCUUAUCUCCCAUUGGUUUCACAGUAUAAAUAUUCUGCAUUGAAAAAAUUAAGCAUUGAUUUGUAUUUUUUCUUUUCUCAUAACAAUGCAGACUUAUAGUGGGGCUAACCGGUGUUUAGAAACUUCUUUGGUUAAUAUUCAGAGCAAGAAUACUAGAUGGUGUAUAACUGUAGAGCUGAAAUUUAAGGGAACCCUUAAUCUGUAUACUAGCUUUUUACGUACAGUAAAUAAACUAUGAUCUUGAAAGUGCCUGAAACAGAGCAAGCAUGUCAUUUUUAUUCUUUUGUUGCUAAUUAGGAAAGGUUUUGUUGCUUAACUGAAAGCUUUAGUUAAUAUUCUUCUUAUUAGAAAGGGAGAGUUUAUAUUAAGUAGAUCAAACUGACCUAAUCAGUGGUGUGACUCAGACCUGCAGGAUUCAUGAGUGAGACAGUUUGUCAGAGUGCAGCUGUGCCUGCCCUGGGGAGACCUCUUGUCUUGAGCACGACUCCACAGCCUCAUCUGUGACUGGACUUACGAUUUUGCUCUUCAUUUUCUAUCAUUUAGAUGCUUAAGUAGCUGACUUUAAAAUGCAACCUAAAUUCAUCAUACCUAUAUAACCUUUUUUAAAUAAAGGUUUUUAAAAUGGUCCUUAACGUUUAUUUGCACACUGUUCUUUCAGUUCUUAAAUGCUGUUUCUUUAGAAAAAUUGAAUUAAAAGUAUAUUGUAAGAUAUUUCAAACUGGUUUACAAAUAAAAAGACAGUGUUCUGUCAGUUGUAAGAUGUUUAAAACUUUGAGGAGCUUGGGCAUGAACUUUGGACGUUUUCUUUUAAACAUUUCAAAAUGUGAUUGCUGUAAGUGGAGGAAAAAUGAAAGUUGCCAUCUUGCUCUUACAUUUCACAGCUUAUAAAAUACUUACUGUACUUGAUAAUAUAUGCUAACUCUGUUUUCAUUGUCUUGUGCUGCUGUGAUCUGUUUUCUCAUUUUCUGUUGCUUUUUGAGAGGAAGGAAAAGUAAUUAGGUGGAAGGGUCAGAAAAAUAGUGACGUAUUCAGGAGCAGGUUAAGUGCACAAAACUUUUAAAAUUACUUUGAAAAUCUAAGCUACUUGAAACAUGCUUCAGGCCAAAAGUAUCUUUCAUAGUCCCUUUCCUGUCCUCUCAUCUCCAUUCUGUAUAUUCUGUGUUCCUGCUCUUUUCAUGUUAGGUUGUGGAGGAUAUUGUAGUUUUGUCACCCUUGCAGCCAACAUGGUCUCAAAGAAAUCACCCUUUAAUCCCCUCUGGAAAGAGGCUGGGUUGGGGUUUUUUUGUUUUGUUUUGUUUUUUCUUUUUUAAAUUUUAUUUUUUCCACAGAAAAAAUAACUGCCUACAGUAUUUAUCAGAUUUAUUUUGCUUAGAGAUAGAACCUUUUUCUGUGAUGGGGAUAAUUUCUACUGGGUGUAUCAAAGCACUUUGAUGUAAGUAAUGAAGGUUUUGUGACGAGUGACUGUCUUUUGCUGAACCACCUAGUAGAAGCCUGGAUGUGCAGGGGAAAUAGAUGAGCUUUUGGAGUCUUGAGUUCUAUGUUGUGCUUUAAAAAGCCAAAAGCCUCACAAGAGCUACCAGACCUUACAUCUAACAAGGAAGGUAAGUUUAAUAGGAUUUAGCAAACACCCCCCACUUCGUUGCUGUUUCAGGUUCUGAUAAAAUGGUUAAGCAUGGGAGACAGCUUUGUUCUGAGAUUCAGGUACCCUUCUUCCCAGUAGCUGCUCCUGCAGCUCACGGACACCUGGAGUCCUGGGUCUAAGACACUUUUGGCUGCUCCAAGUCCUCGGCUCUCAAUGUCUGCUUAAAGUGAAGACUGCUGUCCAUAGCCUGAACUUGAAUGUAUGCCACAAGAAAGAACAUACGCUAUUCAGGGAUCCAUUCUUUUAAAACAAACUUUCAAGUUAAUGUCAAAACCUUGAGAUUUACAUCCUUUCCUGUGUUUCUAGAGGUGAUGCUACAGUGCUAUAUGGGAUGCUAGUGAAAUCUGUGUGCCAUACAAGAUGCUUUUGAGGCUAAAGUUGCAUCUAUGAUUCUAUGAAAUUGGCUAUAAAAGGCUGGUGACUGAGUGCUCAUGUGUUCAUGCCCAUUUCUCCUGCAAAGUGAAGAUACGUAUUAACUAAUGUGUUCUCUGUGAACUGGACUGAAUCUGUACUGAAACAAAAUAAAGCACCCUUUCAACUAUCA